This is a messenger RNA of Betta splendens (Siamese fighting fish), 2557 nucleotides long. Its product is annotated as von Willebrand factor A domain-containing protein 5A-like. The coding region runs from base 33 to 2066 and encodes 677 amino acids. The transcript has 18 exons. The record is from RefSeq and is a predicted model, not a curated record. NCBI's taxonomy places the organism in Eukaryota, Metazoa, Chordata, Actinopteri, Anabantiformes, Osphronemidae.
AGCAGGUUCACCGUUAGACAGGAAGUCAGAGAAUGAAGCGGCUCCGGUCCUGGUUUAAGUGCAUAUUACCAUCUGAGAGAAUGUCUGUAACAUCUUCAGUCUUUGUGAAUUCCCCGUCUCCAGAAAGUCGAACGAUGACUUGCUGUGGUCUGAUAACUACUGAAUGGGAACAAGGUUCCACUAUGACUCACUGUGGUCUGAUAACUACUGAACGGGAACCAGUUCCUCUGAAGAGCAUCGAGGUGGAGCUGCAGGUGAGGGACCAUGUGGCCACAGUGGUCUCUACUCUGAGCUACGACAACAAGGAGGACAAACCAAUAGAGGCUGUGUUCGUCUUCCCUCUGCCUGGAGACGCUGCCGUCUGUCAUUUCAGUGCUACCGUUGGUCAGACACAGAUUGUAGCUGAGGUGAAGGAGAAGCAGCAGGCUCGUGAGGAGUAUGAUGACGCCCUGAGCUCCGGUCAGCAGGCCUUCCUGUUGGAGGAGUGUGACCAGAGUCCAGACAUCUUUUCUCUGAGUGUGGGGAGUCUCCCUCCAGGAGAGAGCGCCUCCAUCAGGCUGGAGUAUGUCACUGAGCUGGCUGUGCAGGCUGAUGACGGCCUGAGGUUUUGUCUGCCUGCUGUGCUCAACCCUCGUUACCAACCUCGGGGAAGUGAGGGUCCCAGUGUUGAGGUGACAUCAGUUCCAGCGUCUCAGGUUCCCUACACUCUGUCUUUCUCUGCUCGACUGUCGUCUCCUCGUCCGAUCUCUAAAGUAGAGUCCAGCUCCUCCCUGGAUCCUCUCCAGUUCCUCAACGCAGAGCAAACCCAGGCCACAGUGAAGUUGGCUGCAGGACACAAGUUUGACAGAGAUGUGGAGCUGCUGGUUUAUUACAAAGAUGCCCACCAGCCCUCUGCUGUGGUAGAAGCAGGACAGGCCUCUGCAGAGCCUGGCUCUCUGAUGGGGGAUCCAGUAGUGAUGGUGAGCCUGUACCCCGACUUCCCUCAGACUGUGAUGUCUUCAGUCGCUUCGUGUGGAGAGUUUGUGUUUGUGCUGGAUCGAUCUGGGAGCAUGGAUUGUGCCGUCAAUAACACCAACCCGGAGCAGACUCGUAUUGCAAAUGCCAGAGACACGCUGCUGCUGCUGCUGAAGAGUUUACCAAUGGGCUGCUAUUUCAACAUCUACGGCUUUGGCUCCACCUUUGAACACAUCUUCCCUGAGAGUGUGGAGUACAGUGAGAAGACCAUGGAGGAGGCUCUGAAGAAAGUUGAAGGGAUGCAGGCUGAUCUGGGUGGAACCGAGAUCCUUCAGCCUCUCAAACACAUUUACAACCAGCCCUGUGUUCCCAACCAGCCCAGACAGCUGUUCGUCUUCACCGACGGGGAGGUGUGGAACAACAAGGAAAUUCUACAUCUGGUGAAGGAGAAUGCAAGUUCUCACAGAUGUUUCUCCUUUGGGAUCGGGGAAGGGGCCAGCUCUGCUCUCAUCAACGGACUGGCCAAGGAAGGAGGAGGUCACGCCCAGUUCAUCACUGGGGCCGACAGGAUGCAAACCAAGGUGUUGCAGUCGCUGCGAUUUGCUCUGCAACCAGCUGUGGUGGACAUCUCAGUCACAUGGGAUCUGCCAAAAGGCGUGUCUGCCACUGUCCUCUCCCCACCAAUCACAGCCAUUUUCCAUGGUCAGAGGUCACUGGUUUAUGCCCAGCUCACUGGACAGAGCUCAGAAGCAGCAGAGGGGUGUGUGACGGUGAAGUACAGCCUGGCAGGUCAUCCCUCGCAGAGCCGAGUCAAGUUCAGCCUUAAAGCAGUGGACACUGGAUUAACCGUCCACAGGUUGGGCGCUCGCUCCCUGAUUCGCUCUUUGGAGAUGCAGGAGGAAGAAAAUGGAGAAAAGCCCGAGGAAGUGAAAAAGAGAGUGGUGGAGCUCAGCGUCCAGUCCGGAGUGAGCAGCGCCUACACGGCCUUCGUCGCUGCCAACAAAGGCAACAAUGAGACAAUUCAAGGACCUCUUGUGCGCAGAAAUGUUGAAACCCCCGGGAUGAUGACGAUGGCUUGUUCAAUGGCAAUGCCUAUGAUGAUAUGUAAGUAAUGCUGGUCUGUUUCUACAUCCACUCAACGUCAUGAUGUCAUAUUAGCUUUGACCAUUGCAGAUCUCUUUUUGUGAAAUCUUCUUCUCAUGUUGGCAGGUAAUUACACCUCGAGUGGGGUCGCUUCUAUCAGCGGGACACCACUAAUGGGUCACAGCUACAGUUUCAAUGGUCGCCAGUCCAUCACCCACUAAUAUACACAGACAAACACUCACAGUUAUACCUACGGACAAUUUAGACUCUCCAGUCAACCUAAUCACAUGUUUUUCUAACCAUGUCUUUCUUUUUUUGGAAACAGCUAUGAUUGGUGACAGCGCACCACUUAUCAGCAAUUAUUGUGCUGUAGAGACAGAAUGUUAUGAAGCUGCUGAACCUCCCCAGCCCAAGCAGCCUUGCAAAGACCCUUUUCUGCAGCUGGUCUCCCUCCAGAAGGCGUCUGGCUGCUGGCUGCUGGAUUCAGCUCUGGCUGCUGCGCUGGGAAAGACCAGCGAGG